CAUGUAGACCAGGGUCCUACAAGGCUUUGUCAGGGAUUAUCAAGUGUUCCAAGUGUCCUACCCACAGUUCCAGCCAUGACCAGGCAGCCACACUCUGCCACUGUGACAAAGGCUUCUACCGGGCAGCCAAGGACCCCUCCACCAUGGCAUGCACACGCGCUCCAUCGGCCCCCAGGAACCUGGUCUCUCUCAUGAACGAGACGGCUCUGUUCCUCACCUGGUCUCCACCUAGCGACAGCGGUGGCAGGAAGGACCUGACUUAUAACAUCAUGUGCCAGCGCUGUGGCAGUGGCGCCUCCGGUGGCGAGGAGGACUGUGAGCCGUGUGAGACCGACCUGCGCUUCGUACCACGCCUCCUGGGCCUCACCGGGACCUCGGUGGCUAUUCUGGACUUUGCCACACACGCCAACUACACCUUCCACGUAGAGACGGUCAAUGGAGUGUCUGGACUGGGAGGAAACACCAGGCCCCUGGCAAACAUCACUGUUACUACUGACCAGACUGGUCCUUCUCUGGUUGGCGUGGUGAGGAAGGACUGGGCGUCUGACAACAGUAUCGCCCUCUCCUGGACGGAGGUGGAACAGCAGCCCAACGUCAUACUGGACUAUGAGAUCAAGUACUACGAUAAG
This is a messenger RNA of Oncorhynchus gorbuscha (pink salmon), 629 nucleotides long. RefSeq names its product ephrin type-A receptor 6-like. The record is from RefSeq and is a predicted model, not a curated record. Lineage: Eukaryota; Metazoa; Chordata; Actinopteri; Salmoniformes; Salmonidae. Gene Ontology annotation, cellular component: neuron projection. The annotation marks the transcript as partial. Gene Ontology annotation, biological process: axon guidance. Gene Ontology annotation, molecular function: protein binding; transmembrane-ephrin receptor activity. The transcript has 3 exons.